GUAUUACCAGUUUUGUUCCUGUUGGGGUCACUGUUUUCCUGUGGUCGAGUGGAGGCAGAUUCCACCACAGCUGAAAUGCUGAAAGAGGCUGCACUCCAAUGGCAGGGACCCCUGACUUGUAACAAGUGGGACUGCAACUGUACUUUUACCAAGCAGCGUGGCUGCUGCUGUGCAGCCAAUGAACUGUACAGUCUGGAAGACGAGACCUUCAUUAGGAUGAAACAUUUGUGGAUCAAAAUCGCGGCACUGAAUAGCAGAGUAAAGAUGCUCAUUGAUGGUACCAAGAUUGCCUUCAAGGCCACCAUUAACCCAAGCAUUGGCGUUAAUGAAGGCUGCUUUGGGCCUUUCAAUUUCAACGUGCCAAUCCCCUACGGCAUUGUCAGCCUCAAUGAUGGCAAUGGAUACAAGUGUAGCUUGGGUACCUUCACCGCCCCUUGUGCUGGUGUUUAUGUCUUUUCCAUCACAGUCUAUUCAUCUGUGGGUUCGAUGGAGCGCCUCUUCCAUCAAGUGCAGCUGAUGAAGAAUAUGAUGACAGUGGGCAGUGUGUGGGAGAACAACCGAGAGGAUAAUGAAGACAGCGCCACCCAGAUUGCGGUUGUGGAGCUGAUGAAAGGCGAUCAGGUGUAUGCAGUGCUGAUGUCUGGAAGGAAACUCUGCAGUUCUCUGCAGCGCAACAUCUUCACUGGUUACAUACUCUACCCUUAUUCUGACGACACUUCGCCCUACUACGACUACAGUAAAUGAAUCAAUUUGUCUUCACACAGCUGAAAUCCAAAACCCUGUGGUCUUCGUCUUCAUUGGCCCAACAGAUGUAGGUUUGUGAUCUAUUGCGGGACAAGUCCCAUAGUUAAUGAACCUCUGCAGUAGAUAGAAACAAAAUAAGAUGCAUGUCAUACACACAGGAUCAUAUACAAAAAAAACACAUUUUUGCACAGCACAAAAACAGCAUUGUUUGGAAACAUUUGCAUUAGUAAAACAUAUAUAUAUGUAUAUAUAUAUAUAUAUGUUUUUGAUUAUAUUACUACAGCUACAAUGACAAUCUGUGUAAGAAGUGUGAGAUGGUUUUGAUCAAGAAAUAAUAAAAGUUAAUUUGACAA
Acanthochromis polyacanthus (spiny chromis) is the source of this 1097-nucleotide messenger RNA. It is a transcript of the gene cbln18, whose product is annotated as cerebellin 18. The coding region runs from base 76 to 744 and encodes 222 amino acids. Gene Ontology annotation, molecular function: protein binding. The transcript is spliced from 6 exons. Lineage: Eukaryota; Metazoa; Chordata; Actinopteri; Pomacentridae. The record is from RefSeq and is a predicted model, not a curated record.